Molecule: messenger RNA, 843 nt
Organism: Thlaspi arvense
Lineage: Eukaryota; Viridiplantae; Streptophyta; Magnoliopsida; Brassicales; Brassicaceae
Source: the annotation of a GenBank genome assembly
AUGGGAGUUAAUCGUAAUUACGAGCGACAAGCUAGAGAAGAGGGUUUUACUUGUUUGUGUUCUUGUGGCUUUUGCGGGAAUUGCGGUGAAGAAGCUCACCGUCCUGUGGAUUGUGAGACGGUGUCAAAAUGGAUACUGAAGAAGGAAUUCAUGCACAUGAGUCGGAUGUAUAUGGGGAUUACAAUGGCUUGUCCUCACUGCCACCAGGACGUGAAGAACCACGGACGUAACCAUACGAGCUGCUCAGUUUGUAAAUAUCAGUUUUGUUGGAUUUGUCAUUGUUCACUUGAAGGUCACAAGGACUGCCACAAGUAUAAGGGUUGUGGUGAGACUGGAAGGGCGCGAGAUCCGAUCCAUAGAUACAUGCAUUAUGUUGAAAGAUGGGCAAGAAACCACUCUUGGAGGCUAAUGGCCAUGGAAGAUUUGGAGAAAUGGCGAUCGGUGCAGCUUAAGAAGCUAAGUGUCAAAACUGGCACACAAAGGCAUGGCUUCAGGUUAGUGGAUACACAUAUAGUCGAGUGUAGGAGAGUCUUGAAAUGGACAUAUGCAUAUGGAUACUACCAUCUUCCUGAGCAGGGACGAACCAAGCGACAGUUUUUCGAGCAUUUGCAAGGUGAGGCUGAAGUUGCUUUGGAGAGGCUUCAUCGUUGUGCAGACCAAGAGUUGAAAUCGUUUGUCAACGAAGCUGAAGAUCCAUCUAAAAGUUUCAAUGAUUUCCGCAGGAAACUAAUUGGUUUGACUAAAGUAACCAAAACCUACUUCGAAAAUCUGGUCGAAGUUUUGGAGUACGAGUGCAAACCAAAAGCAAGCUCCGAAAAACAGAGGCUGGGCACUAGACUUUGA